Messenger RNA from Cydia pomonella (codling moth), 3678 nucleotides. RefSeq lists its product as uncharacterized. NCBI's taxonomy places the organism in Eukaryota, Metazoa, Arthropoda, Insecta, Lepidoptera, Tortricidae. The transcript has a single exon. Bases 175 to 2121 code for a protein of 648 amino acids. The record is from RefSeq and is a predicted model, not a curated record. Gene Ontology annotation, molecular function: RNA-DNA hybrid ribonuclease activity; nucleic acid binding.
UUCCGAAAAGGUAGAUCUACUUAUGAUAGUUUGUCAAUAUUAAUUGCAGAUAUACGACUGGCAUUUUCUAAAAAUGAGUCAGUAGUAGCUGCUUUUCUGGAUAUAAGUGCUGCUUAUGAUAAUGUAUUAGUUUCAGUGUUACAGGAAAAGCUUUUCAAGUUAGGCAUUCCACAAAUGUUAAGUCAUUUUGUAAUAAACCUUUUAUCUGAACGGUCCAUCAGUCUUAUAAAUGACAACAAUAGAAUUUCUCGUUUAGUGUGGAGAGGACUACCACAAGGGUCUGUAUUAAGUCCAUUAUUAUACAAUAUCUAUACAUCUGAUUUAGAGUCAUCUCUAAAUGGUACUGUUAGGGUCUUACAGUAUGCCGAUGAUUUAUUACUUUAUUCAUCAAAUCUUUCUCCUGAACAGGCUAGUAGAUCAGUCACUUGUUCCUUAUGUUUCUUGAGGUCAUGGUUAGAUUCUAAUGGUUUAGAACUUUCUGUUCCUAAAAGUGUUGUAGUUUUAUUUACUAGAAAACUAUUUCCUCCUCCAAUCAAUGUGCAAUUUGAUAACUACUCCAUUUCAGUAAAAGAUAAAACUAAAUUCCUUGGUGUCAUUUUAGAUAGUAAAUUAACAGGCCUCCCACAUUGUGAGUACAUAGUUUCUAAAUGUGAAAAAAAUAUUAAUAUCCUUAGGUGUGUUUCUGGAGUUUGGUGGGGUUCCCAUCCUUUUUGUAUGAAACUAAUGUACAAUGCCUUAAUAAGAAGCAUUUUAGAUUAUGGGACAUUUUUGUUAGAGCCUGGAUAUGUCGUUGGCUUCCAAAAACUAGAUCAUAUUCAAUCUAAAGCCUUGAGAAUAAUUUGUGGUGCCAUGAAAUCAAGCCCUAUCAAUGCUAUGCAAGUUGAGUGUUGUGAGCCUCCGCUCCAUUUACGACGCCAAUAUCUUUGUGAUAGAUUUAUUUUCCGUUGCUCCCAAUUCUCUAAUCACCAACUCUGGAUUAUCUUGUCUAACCUUCUACUUCAAAUAAGUACAUCCAACUAUUGGAAACACAAGAGCCCUCCUUGCUUAAUCAAAAGUUUUCAAAAACUUAAAUCUAUUUCAGCUCCCACUGUUAGCUCUUCAUCACUUCCCAUUUUUCAGCAUGAAUAUGAGUCUCUUAUACUAGUUCCACCAGUUCUCCUGGAUAUAGGUAUAUCAAAGAAUGAUAUAGAUCAAAAUCAACAAUUUCUGAGUUUUAUUGAUACUGAUUGUCAGGGUGCUAACCAUAUGUAUACAGAUGCUUCUAAGAUGUCCACCAAUGGUUGUGUCGGUAUUGGUGUGCUUCACAUUCAAUCUAAUAUUUACCAAAAGAUAAAAUUGCCUCCAGAAUCCUCUGUGUAUAGUGGUGAGUGCUUUGGAAUCCUUAAAGCAUUAGAGUUUAUCAUCAUAAUGCAUCUUAAAAAAACAGUCAUUUUUUCAGACUCUUUAAGUUCUCUUCAAUCAAUAUCUAAAUUUCCUUUCAAAUCUAAAUCUAAUAACCCAAUUAUUUAUCAAAUCCGUAGUCUACUUCAAAAAUGUCAUCUUAAAGGUUACUCGGUUUCCAUUGCCUGGAUCCCUGGACACAGAGGGAUUAAAGGUAAUGAAAGGGUGGAUGACUUAGCUCGAGAUGCCAUUAGUUCUGGAGACAUGUUUCCAUUUAAGAAUGUUGUUGAAGACCUGUUGGCACUGCCUAAAAUAUACCUAAGAAAGGAAUGGACAAAAUUAUGGGCAUCUGGUGCGGGUGCCACUGCGUUACAUUAUCGGAGCAUACAAAGAUCAAUUCCUGCCAAACCUUGGUUUGCAAAAAUCUCUUUGCCAAAGCCUGCAACCAGUAUGUUAAUUCGAAUGAGAUUGGGUCACGUAUGUACACCGGAACACCUGAAACUACAAAAUCGCGUGGCCAGUUCCGCAUGUAUUUGUGGAGCUGAUCCCGCUGAUCUUAAUCAUAUAUUCUUUUCAGGUAAUUGUAACCUGUAUGACCGUUCUAUAUUAUUAAGACAGCUGUCAGAUUUAAAAGUUCCGUUUCCCACAUCUAUUAGAACACUCCUGUAUAUUAAUAAUUCUUCUCCAUAUAUAUUUAAAUCAUUGUAUUCAUUCCUUUCACGUCAUAAUAUAAAAUUAUAAUUUAUUAUAAUAUAUUACCAUUCCCUGAUCCUUGUCCAAAUUCCGACAUAUCCGUUAUAAUGUAAUCCUUUAAUUCCGUUUCCCCGUUUUACUCGUUUGGCUGAAUGCGCCAGGAGCGCGAUGCCAUAAAAAAAAAAAAAAAAAAAAAAGAAGGGGGAGGGGCCAGAUGACCGAACGAGAUGCAAUAGAAUAGAACUUUCAGAAGGAGUAGCAGAGAAAAUGCUAUUAUUGUUUGUCCUUGUCACAGUCUCAUUUUUUAAUCCCCACCGUAAAUUUUGGUGCGGUUUAUGGUGGGCAACAAAUAACCCGACCAAAUUACGUAGGUUGUUUUUGGUAUGUUGUCAGGGAUGUUAGAAGGUGUUUUUAAUAUUGUCGCAUUGCGUAUGUUCUGUCCCUCACGGGCGCACGCGUAUAGCACAUCUAUAGGAUCCUUCCAUCUAUGCAAAAAAAAACCUAUUUGGUUCCUAUAGCCUGGCCAUGGUAUAAGUCCGUGAGCCUGGCAAACGCAACCUGUAUGUCAGCGAGAACAAGAACCAGGAAUACUUUACUCAUCCCUUUCUUUUGGGUGCUGUUACUAGCGCAAGACAAAGACAGUAUAAUUCUCGCCACUAGGUUUGAAAUGAGACAGUCCUAGACCAAACUAUAGGAUUUAUUAAACAUAAAAACAAUCAAUGAUUCGUAAACUCCAUUACUAAACCAUCGAUUAGCAUAAUGGAGCGGUAGAGAUGCUGCUAUUUGUAAGAAGAAGAAGAACAUGUAUUGCUGUUACAUUCUAACUAUAAACUUUAGCUGUAUUUCUAUGAGUUUUCGUCAAACAUCAACAACAGAGAUUUAUGAUUUAUUAUAUCAUCGUCAUCGCAUCGUAAUUACGAUAACGUUGAGUUUUGAGCUGUGCUAUAACCGCGAAAAUCGAAGUUCUUCAAUUGCGGGCAUUUUUCUCCGUCACUCUAAUUACAUCUUAGUGAGAGUAAAAGAGAAAAAUCCCCGCAAUUUGCGAAUUUCGGUUUUCGCGGUCUGUGUAUUGUAUUUGACAGAUAUCAACGUUGAACAGGCCAACGUAGAUAGGAAAAAAAACUUUUGUAUGGAAUUUGCAUGGCAAACUAUGACCAACCAAACAAAAUAAAACGUCAGUGCUCAUUUAUCUGUCAAGCUCACAUCAAAUCAACAGGGAAACUACCGGGAAAAUCGAAGUUCGUCAAUUGCGGGCAUUUUUCUCUCUCACUCUAAUUACGUCUUAAUAAGAGUAAAAGAGAAAGAUCCCCGCAAAUUGCGAAUUUCGGUUUUCGCGGUAGGCCCCCUGCUUUGUCAUGGGGGCUCGCAUGUUUUGUUUGCGUAUUUCUAUUUCAUUUAGGCUUCAUGGUUUUCGAAAAUAGUGAUACAUAAUUCAUGUGAAUAGAUUUUAGUAAGCCACCAGUACACAAUGGUCCACUACAAGCCAUUGUAGUGUAGAUAGGUAUAUGAUUAAGGAUAAGAAUAAUAAGUGUAACCAGAGUACCUACCGCGAACCACGUUCGACGUGUUGCCUCUCUGUCGCUCUUGUAAAUUCGUACGUAAGUG